GCGAAUUAGAUUUAGCAGGAUGCAAACUGUAUUGUUGUGUUUUGGAAGAUGGAACAAGAGGUUUAUCAAAACGAGGCACGCAAGAAGUUUUAGGAAUAGUUGAUAAAAAUGGCAAGCAAAAAUAUUCAGCAAAUAGGCUGGGAGAAUUUUUGAACCAAAAAUCACUCCAACCCUUUAUUUACAAAGGAAAAGAGGUGGGAAAUUUUGACCCAAUUGUCUGCUAUGAUGAAAAUGAUGUUGAAAAUCAUAUUUUUAAAGCAGCCACUUUAAUAGAUAUAGCUGAUGUUAGGUCAGUUGCCAAGGUUGGUAUUGAUGCCUUAGUAGAUGAAGCCACAGGUUAUCAAAAAGUCCGGGAAGAAACAUUACAAGAAAUAUUAAGGUUAUAUGUUUCGGAGGAGAAAAAACCUCUAUUUGUUGGUUAUUUAACUAUCAAGUUGAUUUAUGAGAACUUGCCCGAAGGCGUGUUAGAAAAAAUAAAAGAGAAAACACCAAAAACCAAGGGAGGUCAUUGGAGAUAUAGAUUUCAUCAAUCAUUAACCAUUGAAAUAGGUAGAGAAGCCUUGAAAAAAGUAAUUUAUACAAUAGAAACAUUAGCCAAGAUUUCCAAAGAUAAGAACCAGUUUUUAAGAUUGGUGAAAAAGGUGUAUCAUCCUAAAAAAGAUUUACCUUUUUAUAUUGAUGUGGAAGCCAUGAAUGAAAGAAAAGAGGAAGACAAAGUUGAUAAAUUAUUAGGAGCUUUAUUAAAAACACCAAAACCAAAAAAAGAUGAGUAG
Racocetra persica is the source of this 773-nucleotide messenger RNA. The record is from the annotation of a GenBank genome assembly. Lineage: Eukaryota; Fungi; Glomeromycota; Glomeromycetes; Diversisporales; Gigasporaceae.